Messenger RNA from Apiotrichum porosum, 186 nucleotides. RefSeq lists its product as uncharacterized. The transcript is spliced from 6 exons. Lineage: Eukaryota; Fungi; Basidiomycota; Tremellomycetes; Trichosporonales; Trichosporonaceae. Gene Ontology annotation, cellular component: membrane. The coding region runs from base 1 to 186 and encodes 61 amino acids. The record is from RefSeq and is a predicted model, not a curated record.
AUGUACGGUCCAGCAUUCACCACCCAAGCAAUCUUCCUCUACGUGCUUGCGCUGUUCAUCCCUCCGGUGCCAGUGUAUAUCAAAAAAGGCCUGAGCUGGGAUGUAGGACUUAACGUUGUGCUCUGGUUCUGCGGGUGGAUUCCAGGCGUCGCUCAUGCUUGGUACACCAUUGCCCGAAACUACUAG